Messenger RNA from Trichophyton rubrum CBS 118892, 399 nucleotides. RefSeq lists its product as uncharacterized. Lineage: Eukaryota; Fungi; Ascomycota; Eurotiomycetes; Onygenales; Arthrodermataceae. The transcript has a single exon. Bases 1 to 399 code for a protein of 132 amino acids. The record is from RefSeq and is a predicted model, not a curated record.
AUGAGGUCGACGGACGGCCAGUGCAGCGUGCACGCUUACUGCGGAACCAAUAUCUGUUUCAGGGGCAUGAGCCAGAGGAAUAUAACAUCUGCGGAAGCAACAAGGAUUGUCCGGAGGGGAAAAUUUUGCCGGUACACCAAGAGGCAAUUUCUCUCUACUCUGGAGAAGAAAGUGAGAACUUGCAAGAGAUGCAAGAAAGGAAUGAUUGGUCAGGAAUGCUCGAAGUCUACUGAUUGCAAAGGGCGGACUAGAUGCCAGUUUGGCGUUUGCUUGCACAAGCAUUUCCAUCUGAAUAAGGCCACCAACGGACUCGUCUACUGUGAUGACGCGGACUGCGAGUCGAACAACUGCGAAGUUACAACUCACAACAAUGGAAGAAUCACCUCAAAGUACCGCUAA